Molecule: messenger RNA, 459 nt
Organism: Rotaria sp. Silwood2
Lineage: Eukaryota; Metazoa; Rotifera; Eurotatoria; Philodinida; Philodinidae
Source: the annotation of a GenBank genome assembly
AUGUUCCCAAUCGCCGAUGGUCCUUCGCGACUUAUCCGUACCGUGCCUAAUGGAUUACUCUAUCAAGUUGGUGUCGGUGAAUAUCAAUCAUGGCUUAUUCAUGUCUGGGGUAUGAAUGGAUAUGACUACGGAUUUGCCUAUGGAACAUUAUUGAGUGAACAAAUCAGGCAAUUUUUCCCUAAAGCAUAUGCUUACUUAGAGCAAGAAGUAAUGGAUCAUCUGGAUCAUCUUAAAUUGCCCAAAUGGUUAAAACAGUUAAUUGCCGAUGAAGGUCUUGCGUUUGCUUUGGAUAUGCAAAAUUCACUAGCCCAAUCAUAUGUCGACCCAGAGAUUUACCGUGAGCUUAGUGGUAUAGCUGAUGCUACCAAAAUCGAUUACGACCUCUUACUACGUUUGCACACGUUCGGUGAACUGACUCGAGGUAAUACAUUAAUUAAGGCCUUUCCUCCCACUGAAUAG